AUGAAGAAGCUGAAGAGGCGCCUAAGUGCUGCAUUCCGUAGCGGCGGAUCGCAGCAGAACGUCGAGCUUUGCGGUGCGGGCGGCCUCACCAAUGGGGUUCAUCACAUCCACACGACUCCCUAUGGCCUCUUCACAAACACACCCAAUCGAGCAUGGAGUCUCUCGGAUUCGAUGAACCAUCUUGCCGACAGGUUUGCCCCUUAG
This is a messenger RNA of Haemonchus placei, 204 nucleotides long. The record is from the annotation of a GenBank genome assembly. Lineage: Eukaryota; Metazoa; Nematoda; Chromadorea; Rhabditida; Trichostrongylidae.